GCGAUUGUACGAGGCGAGGGCAGUUAAGCAAGGGCUGAUUGCACACGGUAAGCAACCUGCUACCUUAUAGAGUAGGCAACCAAACGCCUGCGUUUGCUAAGCUAAAUGCAAUGGAGUCUCCCGACGGCGGUAGCGGCCAAGGAGCUACCCGUCCCGUUGACCAUCUUACGGAUGUGUUGAGCGGUUUGGAUUUGAGUGGCACUAGUUUGCAUCAAAAAAAGGCCCAGGAGAUGGCAACACCUGCUAGCCAAGCACGGCCCCGAGCCCGUCCACGGCAAGACGACGAUAAAGAAAAUGCUGGCACAUCUAACGACACAGACGGUGUUACGCCAAGCAGGCUCACAUGUUUUAAGCAAUUGAGGGAUGAGCUGACUUGCGCGGUCUGCCUUGAGAUAUGCGUUCGCCCCUGCACAACGCCAUGUGGUCACAACUAUUGUCGCAGCUGCUUGCGGCGCACUUUGGAGCUCAACCGUCCCUGCCCCAAGUGCCGCGCUAGUCUGCCGCCAGGUUUCACCCUCAGCAUCAACACCACGCUCUGGAACACCAUCCAGCACCUCUUUCCAUCUGAGGCAGCCGGCAAGCCGCUCACGCCGCCCCCACCGCAGCAACAACAGCCCCAUGCAGCGGCGCGGCGACCCGGCAGCGGCGCCUCGGGUGCAAACAACCCUGCUGCGGCGCCGUUCCGACCACCGAGGUUCCUGGGAGGCGACUCUGCCGCCCAUGCGCCCUUUACCGGCCUCUCCUCCUCCCGAGCCAACACAGCCGCAACCUCAUCAGCCACCACCUCCACACUUUUGGCUGGAGGCGGCAUGGGCCUGGCCAGCUUCUACGGCCGCAGCGUGUCGGGCCCCCGACCGCAGCGCUCCAUGCAUCCGACAGCACUAGGCAACGACCGCAGCGGUGUUGCAGCUCAGCCGCAGGGGCUCUUGGCCCAAGCGGCUUCCGCGGCGCAAUCGGGUCUGGUAGAGCUCGGCAUGGCGGCGCCACCGCAGGCACGGUCGUCACGAGGAGGAGGAGGAGGCCGCCCUCCUGCAGGAACUGCUGGAGCAGCGGCAGCGGGAGCAGCAGCUCAAUCGUCUGCUGCAGCAGCUGCUGCUGCAGCGGCCUCGCGGCGCGCGAGGCGGCGCUCUCGCAGCGCGGAGCGUUGGGAGGGGGAGCUAUGGCCGCUGGCAGGGGCCGGGACUGGAGAUGUGAAUGCGGAUUUCGGAGCUUCGGCAGCUCCGUCACGAGGUGUAUCCGCGAGGGUUGCGGCAGCUGGGCUGCAGCCGCCUUCGUUGCUGCAGCCGGCUUCCUCUUCACGGCUGAUGGAGCUUCUGGCAGACGGAGGAACAGCGGGGACACGAGGGGCGUCGGCUGCUUUUGCAGGCUCUCGGGCGCCUCAUGCGCUGCCUCACAACUCAGCACGUAACGCGCCUGCGCAACCCUCAGCAGGGGCGGGGGCACCUGUUGCCGGGGCAGGUAUGAAUUCAAACCCUUUCAUGCGCGCAUUACGGCCCGUCCAGACGCGCGCCCCAGCGGCCGGAGCCACCCAGGCAGGUACCCAGCAGGCCGCUCGGAACCCGCAUGCCAACGUCGCUGCUGGAAGCGCUGCUGCCGCCGCCGCCACUGCUGCUGCUGCGUCGACUGCCAUCGGCGGUGCCUUCACUGCCUCACAGCGUGCCCACAUCGGUGCACGAACCCAACUCGCCGUGCCCAGCGCUGCUGCUAGUUUGAACGCGACGACAGCUGGCGGUGCUUCCUUACAGCGCCCUGCGAAUGCAAACGGCAGCAGCGAUGAACGGCCCGCCAGCAGCAGCAGCAGUAGCAGCUACUUUAUCGACAGCAGCAGCCCCGGCAGUAACGCAUCAGGUGGCGGCGCUAGCAGCCCCGGCAACAGCAACAGCAGCAUUCCGGAUAGCCCCGUCGCGGGGCCGCUGGACGACGUUUCCGCACUUGAGCUGCUGCCUGAUGACCAGCACCCGCCACGAUUGCCGCGGCAGGAGCAGCAGCAGCAGCAGCACCCGUCACGACUGCCGCGGCAUCCUCCUGCGCCGCCGCAGGCAUGGGGGCGAAGCAACUCGCUAGUGGGUGCGGGUGCGGGUGCUGGUGCCAACGUCAGCGCGCCCGACCUGGGUCGGAGGCCGACGGGCUUCACGGAUGUGGGAGAGGACCAGGCGGUGCGAGUGGCCAUGGGUCGCCGCAGCGACACGGGCUAUGCGGCUGGACGAGACCAGGGCGCAGCGGCCAGGCCUUCAGCCAUGGCCUCGUCUUCGGCUGGGGCUGUUCCUGCCAUGAUGGCUCCGGCAGCCCUGCCAACUGCCGCCGGCCGCCGUACACGCCUGGAGGAGGACAUUGACCUGGACGAGGAGAUCUCGCUGGAGGGCUUGGAUGUUCUGUCACCGGCAGGUCCGGAGCUGGGGCUCCGUACGGCACAAGGGGUGUCGUACGCGGCUGAGGCAUUGAAUGGAGGAGAAGGCGGCGCAGAGCCAGCUGCUCCGUCGCCUACCUGGGAGGAGCUGGAUCGCAGGAUGGCUGCCGCGCUGCAGCCCGUGGUCGUCUCACCGCCCAGCCUGCCGCGCCUGCGCAUUCACACGCGGCCGGACUCGCCUCCGUCAGCUGCGGCCCCGGCCCCGACUGCUGCUCCCGUGCAGCAUGGUGGCCUCAACCAACAUGCCGCGGACCUAAACUCCAGGAAGCCCGCCUUGGCCGGCCCACACUCCGUGGAGGGGUCCCUGGGUGUAGCCGUGGCCUACAGCAUAGGUGCUGGAGCAACCAGCACCGCCCAGGGUUUGCUGGGGGCUUUCGGAGGUGAUGAUCGCGGUAUCGGCAGUCCGCCGGAUUCCCUUGGGCGUCAUAUGGAUCCGGAUUCGCCGUCCAACUAUGAAGGAGAGGAUCCAGCAGGUCGGGAUAGCUUCUUCACCUCGCCCUUCUUUGACCGCAGCAUGCUGCGGGACGGGGCAUCACAUGGGGAUCAAGAUGGACAUGAGAGCAAUGAUGAUGAUGUUGACGAUGAGGAUGAGGAGGAGGUAGUGGAGGAGGGCGGGCGUGGAGGGGCUAAUGGCCUUGCCGAUCAGCCCCGGCAACUUGAGAGCGCAUUCGCGUUGCUGGGUCUUGGGCAGGAUGAUGAUGAGGAGCAAGGAACCUGCCCUCGCAUUGCACACCAGCCCGCAGCCAGCAGCCGACAACAUGUGCAGGGGGCGGUCCAGCAGCGGCCUGUGACGCGAUCCAUGUCGCACCAGCAACCCCAGCGGCCUUUGCACUCUGCAGCAGCAGCACCCGCGGCGGCAUCUGGCGGAUUGUUUCCCUCUGGAACAGGAGCAGCAGGAAGAGCAGCAGGAGGAGCUGCGACAUCGAGAGGGCAACCCCUGCAGGUCAGGACCAGCACGACCGCCGCCGCCACAGGGGCCACAAGACAGGGGCUGCGGCAAGCCGGUGACCGGAAUUGCCCGAUUGAGCUGUUAUCGGAUAGUGACAACGAGGACGACGUGGGUAUGGGACGUGGGGUAGCGGGUGCGGAGGAUGUGGAUCAGGACGUUCCACAGGAGUCAUCGGUUUCUGGGCCGGUGCUGAGGACGAGUCGACGGGUUGUGUCUGGGUUGCGGCGGCCUAGGCGAGGGUGAUGGGGUGAGAUGUUGUGGUGACUCGGUUCUCCGGUGUGUGUGUUGGAGAAGUAGGAGAAGGAGGGUGCACUGGAGCCAUGCUGCUGAGCGGCUAGCAUCUGGCCACUCUGUCCAAGCAAGGAGCGCCCGCUCGUGUACUGUUUUGCGGUCGAUGAAUUGGCCAGUGGGAUUGAAUGUGUUGGUCAGUGCUUGUGUGCAAAUUGCGCAUAGGCACAGUACCUUUUUGGGGGUUAGGACUUAGGAGGAUGAAGAAUGGGAGUCGCCGCCCAUCCGGCGGGGGCCGCAGCGCGAAGCAAGGAAGGGGAAUGUGUUUUGUGGUAGGAUGCUCAUUGCAUGCAAGGCAGGCCUGCCAGCUGUCGUGGGUGUGUUUGUCUCUAGGCCAUAGCCUGGGGAGUCCUUUGUGUAUGAAUGAAGCAUUCGGUGAGGCCUCAGCUGUCUUGAUGUCUGGUACGACAAUUCAAUCUUAAUUUUUACUUUUACGGUACUGUCGUGAACUAGCCAUCGUCCCAUAGGACAAAUACCUAUAUGCGGUGUAUUACGGAGCAUCUUUCCUGCCGAGCUGUCCUGCAGCCUGGAAUGAGGUGUUUUGUGCCCCUGUUUGCGUGACUCGUGCACCUUGUGUGCUGUACUUCAAUCUGUCAGAGGGGCUGUCUGCCACGUCGUUAAGGUAGGUUGGAGCUCUUGUGGGGUAUCGAGCAGCAGCUGCUGCAGCAGGUUACAGAGCUUGUUGAUCGGUUCCUGUUUACUUUCCAUCUGUGGCAGGAGUCGGGGUGUAGCUUGAUUGCCAAUCUGGGGAAGCUAGUGAUGGCGUUGAUAGGUCAACGUUAAGAUGAUAACCUCAUGGCACACUCACAUACCACGGCCGUGGGCACUCAUGUCUGGUUACGUGCAAUGUGGUUACAACGUUACAUGGCUCCGUAAGCGCCCGUGGAUCACUGUACCAGUAUUCCUGA
Astrephomene gubernaculifera is the source of this 4552-nucleotide messenger RNA. Lineage: Eukaryota; Viridiplantae; Chlorophyta; Chlorophyceae; Chlamydomonadales; Astrephomenaceae. The record is from the annotation of a GenBank genome assembly.